This is a messenger RNA of Osmia bicornis bicornis, 2293 nucleotides long. RefSeq lists its product as uncharacterized. The transcript has 7 exons. Gene Ontology annotation, molecular function: protein binding. Bases 106 to 1395 code for a protein of 429 amino acids. Lineage: Eukaryota; Metazoa; Arthropoda; Insecta; Hymenoptera; Megachilidae. The record is from RefSeq and is a predicted model, not a curated record.
UAAGAAGUUACGAGCGACUGCCUAUAGAGGGCUACACUUCCGGUUCACGGUUUGAAACUUCGAUAGUUUCACUUUAUCGUUAAAAAUACAAAUUAUUCGAGAACAAUGACGACGAAAUACGAUGUUAUUGAUUUCUUGAAAAAGGAUUAUAAAAAAUGGUCAAAUAAUUCAGCCAGCAGUGACGAAUGCAUCAUUAAUCAUUCGAGAAAAUUAAAAACUUUACCGCAAGCCGAAUGGCACGAAAAGCAUAAGGUCAUAGCUGAUUUAAAAGCUGCGUUACCGGAUAUAAGUCCUAGAAAAGUGCGAAGACAUUGUAUACCAUACCAUGAGGCAAUUCUUCUUGAACUUGAAGAACAGGGUUACAACGGAGCGUUUUAUUACAUGAGGGAACUUAUAAAUUUUGAUAGAAAGAUUGCAGAAAAAACCACUGGAACCAGGACGUGGAAAAAAAUAUGUUUAGAAAAUCGAAAGGAUUUUAUAGAUCAUUUAAAACAUGGAUUGAUGGCAUUCGAGGAUGCCGAAAGGGAAGGUGAUUACGUUACACGGGCUAUGUCACUGCUGGACGUUGCUCUAUUUUUUCAAUCAAAAGGCUGGGAAUGGAGGUGGGUCACCGAACGCCUUUACCAAGCUGCACUUUUUGCAGCGGAAUCGAUCGAAAACGAUGAGCUACGAACAAUCACUCUGAUACGUUAUUUGUAUGGUCGAUUUCUCUUUCAAGAAUUGAAGAAUCCAAAGAGCGCUAUAGAUUACCUAAAGGAGGCACGCGAAGCAUCAGAGAAAAAGACAUGGAACGCUUCGAAGAUAUUGGGCGAAAGGCAACGUUGUAUUUUCAUAGAAUGUAACAUUAUUUUGUACAAAGCUCUGUUGAUCCUCGCUCGCAAAGAACGUCCAGAAAAUCCUGAUUUCGCUCUGAAUGCGUGCAUCGAAGCAUUAGAAAGAGCCACGGAUGCUGGCGACAACGAGUAUCUAACUGAAGUUUUGUACGAACUUGGAAAAAGUUACUUCGCGAAGAACGAUAUGAUACGAGCCUUGCAAAGUUUCUCCAAAUUUUUGGCCAUCGCGAAGAGGAUCCCGGAUCCCGAAGGUGUUUGCAACGGUCAUAUGGAACUAGCAUUUACUUACAAAGAAUUGGGGGACGAUGCUCAUACUGAGAAACACUUGCAUCUGUGCCAAGAAAACGCUGACAAUUUUGAUUUUAGAGAGAAGCUGGCUGAUUCGCACUAUUACAUCGGUGAACAUUACUUGAGUCAGGGAAAAUUGAACUUAUCCACUGUUCACUUGGAGACCGCUUUGUGCAUAUAUCAUGAACUUAGCGCAUCUCAAGAAGCUGAUCGUGCUAGAUGCAUUGCUGGAAUUUCAAAAGGUUUCUCUUACGAUUUGCAAAUAUCACAUUGAUAAAAGACAAAAUUUAUUUUUAGCAGAUUCAAUAAAACAAAUACAUUUAGAAAUACGCGCUUACUAGUUUAUUACGGUGUUCCAUUUUACAAUGUAACAAUGUGUAACAGGCGUGGGCUAAGUGGAAACGAACAUUUACCUACAUUAAAAAUACAGAUGAUAUAAUAUAUGCGUUAGAAAUUAUAGACGUUUUCUUUUCCUUUUUCUUAAUUGCCUUACACCUAAUACGUUAAAAUAAAAUUGCAUGAUUGUAAAACGUAAUAUAUCCCCGCAGGGCAAGAGAUAAUCAAGGAAUAUUACAAUAUAUUGUUACAAUGCGGCGAAUACGAUGAAGAUGCUACAUUGAAAAUUUGUCGAUGGAAAUGUUGUAGGAAAAACUUUUGGGCCAAGAGAAUAGAAGGUGACGAUAAAUUUAAAUUUCUUUCUUAUAAUAAUUACGACCGUAAUACAUAUACAAAGUAUGUUUAUGAAUUUAUAUUUUUUUUAAUAUAUGUACGCCUGUGAACAUAUUAUAUAUGUUUCGUUCUAUUAUAUUUACACAAUGUAUAUUUCUUUACUUCAAAUUUCAACUGUCCAUUGCAUUACUAUGGUCGCUGUUUCUCUCCUUUUUGUGCUAAACUUGUUAAUAAUUAAUAUUUUCUUAAUUAUAUUUUUUAAUGUAGAAAACAAAUAAUAUUAAUCCUUACCCAUGAGAUUUAAUAAUUCUUAUUUAUAUUUUUAUAAAUUUUCAUGUGUAAUAUUUUUCUUUUUUUUUUCAUUUCUAUUGAAUCAAACUUCUUGAUUCUACAAUGUAUACUGAUUCCCUUAAACCUUAAAAACAUAAAAUACAUGAACAUACCGCUUGUAAACAGUCUUGUUCUCUGUCUUUUUAUACAUCCACCAUUUAAUAUUGCAGACA